CCAGUACUAGCCUGCUUGUGAGGCCGGUCAUCAUUUGGUAGGCGCUGAGGUGCCCCUUUGAUGCGGCAACUUAUGCUACCCGGUUUGUCGAUUCGGUUGCCAUCUUGUAGGCGCAUGAAGGAUAAGGUUUUUGUCGGAAACCGGUGAAUGGGAGAUACUCGUCUUGCAAUAGAGUCAGAUGUAACAUACAAUAACUUAACUUGUACGCUUUGGUUUAAAAAAUUAUAGAAUCCCUGAAGUCUUCUAAUAUUCGCAUAAUGAAACGCUUAAUAAUUCUAAGGCUGUCACGACAUUUUGCUGCAUUGUGCAGCCAAUGAGAUGGCUCUUACAAACGAACACACCUAUGUUUAAAUAUGUCGAUUUCAUCAAGAUGAGGUUACAAUCGUUGGUCUUGAUUGUCUUCUAUUUUUUGUGGGAUUUACGUACGGCUUUAUGCGUCGCAACAACAAAUAAAACUACGGAUUUUCAACAAGAGUAUAGACCUGAGGGUCCUUUGGUACUGUGCAAGUUUCUCCCGAAAGAAUUCAUAGAAUGCGAAGAGCCAAUUGAUUACAAAGGUAACAAGACUGCCAAAGACGAAACUGGAUAUGGUUGCGUAAAGUUUGGAGGUUCCUGGUAUGACAAAGUUGAAAAGACUAAAGUUUCUUGCACAGUGUUACCGGAUAUCGAGUGCUUUGGGCCGAGGACAUUUGAUCGUAAAGGAGUUCCUUGCAUAAAAUACAGCGAUCAUUAUUUUGCUACUACUUUACUAUAUAGUAUACUAUUAGGUUUCCUAGGUAUGGAUCGGUUUUGUUUAGGACAAACUGGUACUGCCGUAGGCAAACUGUUAACAUUGGGUGGAUUGGGAGGUUGGUGGGUAGUAGAUGUAAUUUUGCUGGUAACAGAUUCUCUACAACCUGAAGAUGGUAGCAAUUGGAAUCCUUAUGUGUAGGAUGCCA
Molecule: messenger RNA, 938 nt
Organism: Hylaeus anthracinus
Lineage: Eukaryota; Metazoa; Arthropoda; Insecta; Hymenoptera; Colletidae
Gene: amrt
Product: TM2 domain-containing protein CG11103
Exons: 3
Coding region: 314-931 (205 amino acids)
Source: RefSeq, a predicted model, not a curated record